Molecule: messenger RNA, 2038 nt
Organism: Brassica rapa (field mustard)
Lineage: Eukaryota; Viridiplantae; Streptophyta; Magnoliopsida; Brassicales; Brassicaceae
Product: transcription factor TCP21
Biological process (GO): regulation of circadian rhythm
Cellular component (GO): nucleus
Molecular function (GO): sequence-specific DNA binding; DNA-binding transcription factor activity
Source: RefSeq, a predicted model, not a curated record
AGCUUCAUGAUCAUAACAAAUACCAGCACGAUAAUAAUAUAGUAUAAUGUGAAUGGUAGAAAAAAAAAUCUUCGGUCUAUAAAUCAUAAAGAAAGUAGAGAAAUUUUUAAAAAAAUCUCGACGCAACGACAUAUCACAAUCGAACGUAUCUGCCAGGUGGAUACAACUACAUUUUUGUAGUUACGCUCCAAAAAGGAAUGAUUAAUCUUGAUAUUCCGUAAUGUGGUAAUACGAAUUAUGAAUAUGAUUAAUCAAAUUGCACACACACGAACGCAUAUCAUAUGUGGGGUUCGCAGGAUCAGAGUGUGUUUGUAACACCGAAGCAGUAAAGUAUCAGAAAAGUUCGUAAUUGUCACAUUACUGGAGUCAUUUAUUUUAAACACACAAAAGAAGAAAAUUAAUCAUAUGUUAAAAUUAAUACUACUACUACUAAAUACCAAAAAUCUUAAAUUCGAAACCUAAAAAAUUAAAUUCCCCUGACAGAACCCUGGUCCCCACGCUACAGUCAACACCAGAGUCAGCGCGUGAGCUCAAACGUUUUCAGACAAAAAUACUCGGCAAAGAAAGAAAAAAAACACUCGCGGUAAUGAGCUGUGUAGGACCCACACUCCAUGUGCCUUCCUUCCUGUCUCCACCAGAGCUUCCUGCUACUCUCUAAAUCAUUUUACCUCUCAACCUUCUUCUUCUCGAGAGUGAGAUAGAGAGAACCCUAUCCCCACCGACUCUCCAUGGAGAACAACGACGGAGCAAUGACUAACGGCGUCAUAAUCAACAAAGGACCUCUUAACGCCGUCAAAAAACCACCGACCAAGGACCGGCACAGCAAAGUCGACGGGAGAGGGAGGAGAAUUCGCAUGCCGAUCAUAUGCGCGGCUCGAGUCUUCCAGCUGACAAGAGAGCUCGGCCACAAAUCCGACGGCCAAACCAUCGAGUGGCUCCUCCGCCAAGCCGAGCCUUCCAUCAUAGCCGCCACGGGAACAGGCACGACUCCCGCGAGCUUCUCCACCGCCUCUCUCUCCGCUUCUUCCUCCCCCUUCGCUCUCGGAAAACGCUUCUUGAGAGGAGAGGAGGGAGAAUCAGGCGGCCCCGGAGGAGGAGGGGAGUUAACUGUUGGACACGCAAUGAGUGGUGGUGGUGGUGGUGGGUUCUGGGCGGUUCCGGCGAGGCAGGACUUCGGACAAGUAUGGAGCUUUGCCGCCGGAGCUACGCCGGAGAUGUUGUUUACGCAGCAGCAGCAAGCAGCUACACUCUUUCCCACACGAACUGUAUUGAUAUCUCACAGGCCAAAGGAUUGUAAUUCUGAAUGUUUCUCGUGACUUGGUAUGAAUGAGAAUUGAAGAUAUGAAAACAAAAUAAUGUGAAUGUGUCAAUUACUGUGAAGUGGUCCUUGUCUUCUUUAUAUUUAUUUAUUUACUGUCAAAGUCUGUAUGUAACUUUGUGUUUGCUCUCUCUUUUUGGUAAAAAGUUAUGUAGUAUUGUUUGUUUAAGCUUUAUUUUGGAAAACUGUCAUACAAGCGGUUCUUUAGCGGUUUUAUAACCAGUGGGACCAGAUGAAAAUUUGCUGAAUGCUUUAGACUGUAAACGCAGUUGGACAAGGAAGAGGAUAAGAACAUUGUCUCCAAGCUUAGCAAUCUCUCUAUUAGAGAUCAAAACAGGCAAGCUUGAGAUAUGUAUUGAUAAUGUUUUCAGUGUGAUUCUUAAAAACACUUCCUCAAGAUGGAAAAGUUGUGCUUCCUGCUUUUGGAGCAGUGACUUCCAAGCUCUCAGGCAAAGCUUGGACCAUGCGAGGGACCUCAGAUCAACAUGCAUGAAGAAUCUGCUGCGUCCUGGUUGGGAAGACUCAUGUUCAGGCACCGCGAUUUCGACUUGUUUAUGGCUGAGGAAUCUAAUUGAUGACCUGCCACUUCCGAACGCCCUGGUGAUGUCAGUGAUAUUGGCGGUUGAAUAAUAAGACUGGUUGUGGUAUCUUGUUAUCAUGAAACAUAUAGAUUUGCGAACAUCUGGAUUUUUCGGUUUUUAUAAGAGAGAGAGUUGAUAU